GGCAUUUAUUUUAGGGGGAAAAAAAACAUUCCAGGUGAUUUCCUCGCUCCUUUACUGGGUGAAUUAAAACUCAUCUCACGUUCGUCACUUUUUAAAUGCCUUGCGCGUAAAGAAUCCGAGAGCUCUCCAAGUGCUGAACCGAAAGAAGGAAAAGAAAGAAAGAAGAAAAAAAUAGGCGUUCCUCUCUCGUUCCUUGACAGCCCAUCUCACCUGAAAACGGUUUCACUUCAGUCAGAGCAGCAAGCCUGCAGCAGACCGAGGCUUGUUACAUCUCAGCCUACAUCCAAGUCGACGCGUGUUGGAGUUAACAUCAUUUAAACGAUUUGUUGUCUGUUUGUUUGCUUCCCCCCUCACCGCGGGGAGCACUGAUGUUUCUCCACACCUUCGAUUCGAGCAGCGCGAUCUCGUGAAUCGGAGUUUUGUUCUUUUUUGUUGUUGUUGUUAUUUAUUUAUUUAUUUAUUUUUCGGGGGUGAAACUGAACUAUGAUCUCUGAGGAAUGUCUCCCGCGUUUCUGCGUGACCCGAGACAGCCCGAACGCCAACGACUUGGUCAGGAGGAGGACGCCGCUGUCCCCGUCUGGAUUAUGUGUUUGACUGAUGUAAACCAUAUGGAAGAAAUAGAAUAGAAAAAGUGAAGCACAUGGGGAAACCACCGGGAAUGAAACGCUCCUUCGUUAAGGUUUUAGCCGCUUUGUUCACGUUCUUCAUGGAGAUGAACGACCUCAGAGUUGUGGACGCCAAGGAAUACGAUUCCAGGUCCUCCUCCAACAUGUCUCCAUCAGACUUUCUGGACUCGCUCAUGGGUCGCACGUCCGGAUACGAUGCGCGAAUUAGACCCAAUUUCAAAGGUCCUCCUGUAAACGUUACAUGCAAUAUUUUUAUCAACAGCUUCGGCUCUGUCACAGAGACGACCAUGGUGAGUGCUUCUGGAUUUUAUAUUGAUAUCUUCCCUGUCCAAUUUGUCAAUGUGUUAUUUAUCCCUCAACCUGCAGGUCCACCAGUUAAUGUUACCUGCAACAUAUUUAUCAACAGCUUUGGUUCUAUAGCAGAAACUACAAUGGAUUACAGAGUGAACAUCUUCCUGCGGCAGAAGUGGAAUGACCCACGGCUGGCGUACAGUAAAUACCCAGACUCCUCGCUCGACCUGGACCCGUCCAUGCUGGACUCCAUAUGGAAGCCGGAUCUUUUCUUUGCCAACGAGAAAGGGGCCAACUUCCACGACGUCACCACGGACAACAAGCUGCUGCGCAUCUUUAAGGAUGGCACUGUGCUAUACAGCAUCAGGUUGACGCUCAUUCUGUCCUGUCCAAUGGAUCUGAAGAAUUUCCCCAUGGAUGUUCAAACUUGUACGAUGCAGCUGGAAAGUUUCGGCUACACCAUGAACGACUUGGUUUUCGAGUGGCUGGAGAACGGCGCCGUGCAGGUCUCGGAGGGACUCACCCUGCCGCAGUUCAUCAUGAGGGAGGAGAAGGAGCUGGGCUACUGCACCAAACAUUACAACACUGGCAAGUUCACCUGCAUCGAAGUCAAGUUCCACCUGGAGCGGCAGAUGGGCUACUACCUGAUCCAGAUGUACAUCCCGUCUCUCCUCAUCGUCAUCCUCUCCUGGGUGUCGUUUUGGAUAAAUAUGGACGCUGCUCCCGCGAGAGUGGCGCUGGGCAUCACCACUGUGCUUACGAUGACCACUCAAAGCUCUGGCUCUAGAGCUUCUCUUCCAAAGGUCUCGUACGUGAAAGCCAUUGAUAUCUGGAUGGCUGUGUGUCUGCUCUUUGUAUUUGCUGCAUUGCUAGAAUAUGCUGGGGUUAAUUUUGUCUCCAGGCAACAGAAAGAGUUCCUCCGCCUGAGGCGAAGACAAAGAAGGAAUCACAAGGAGGAGGAAGGCCGCUUUAAUUUGGCUGGGUACAACAUGAGUCAGUGCAUGCCCACAAAGGACGGCUCGGCUGUUAAGAAUGCGGUUCCUGCUCCGAACCCCCAGCGCUCAACUCCGAAAGACAUAGACGCUAUGAGGAAAAAGUUUGUGGACCGAGCCAAGAGGAUAGACACGAUCUCCAGGGCGGCCUUCCCUCUGGCCUUUUUGAUCUUCAACGUCUUCUACUGGAUCACAUACAAGAUCAUCCGACAUGAAGAUGUCCACAAACAGUAAUGGAUGGUCCCUCGGCUGACGCCGUUGUCUCUUCCCUUUUCUCAGACUGAGAAACGCCAGGGGAAACCGAGAGGCACCGCGGCGACAACGGCGUUGUUUUCUUCAGGGAUAAUGUACAAUGUUCACGCAUUACAAAGAUAAAAUGCUCACGUUUCUGAUAACGUGAAGGUUCUUGAAUCACGGACACUUUGUUUGUUUGUCGCCCCGCUGCAUAGUAUCUGAUAAAGACUAAGCGAGUCGCCGGACAAAACGGACCAAACCCCCCCCCCCCCCCAUGAAUCAACCUGCUCUGAAAUCUCUACAACCAAGGAAACAUUCCACGGAUUUGUGACCGUAGCUAUAGCUUAGAUCCUCAAAGACUGUUUUUGAUGCAAAGUUUCUUAUCGGGGACGUUCCAACUGUUUUAUAGUGUACUGUUGUUUCGGCACUUCUUCGUCUCUGUUCAAAACGAGUCCUCAGCAAGCGGAGCAUGUAUACAUGUAUUAAAAAUCAAGGAGCUGCACACGUCUCAGGUACGGCUGUGAAGGAAGGCGAUGGAGAUCUGGGGCGGGGAUCUGCAGAUUCCGUUUUUAUGAAAUACCUGAAGCCUUAGAUAUUAGAUUUGGUUCGGAUGAAGUGCUACGCUCUUGUAUUCUUUCUUUCUUUCUUUCUUUUUUUCUCCACACUUCUAUCUAGCAAGUGUUCACGGAUAACUGAUGUCACAAAAAGUUGUGGGUUUUGUUCACGUGUUUUUCAUUUCUGCCCUCCAUUUUCACAGUUAUUCGUUAAACAGGCGGAUUUUUAAACAAAUGUAUAACUGGGGCCAACAGACUCUGAUUGUACAUUAUUCUGUGUUGUCACAUGCAUACUUAUUUAUUCAUAAUUACUCCAGGUAUAUUUCGUACUCUGUUUUGUAGAUUUAGUUCAAUGAAAUAUUUAUUGUAAUGACUCAAAGGUUAUGUUUAUAAAGUUAUAUCUUUGUGUAAACCUA
This is a messenger RNA of Fundulus heteroclitus (mummichog), 3113 nucleotides long. It is a transcript of the gene glra2, whose product is annotated as glycine receptor, alpha 2. Gene Ontology annotation, cellular component: neuron projection; plasma membrane; synapse. Gene Ontology annotation, biological process: chemical synaptic transmission; nervous system process; signal transduction. The record is from RefSeq and is a predicted model, not a curated record. Lineage: Eukaryota; Metazoa; Chordata; Actinopteri; Cyprinodontiformes; Fundulidae. Gene Ontology annotation, molecular function: transmitter-gated monoatomic ion channel activity; glycine binding; chloride channel activity. Bases 641 to 2143 code for a protein of 500 amino acids. The transcript is spliced from 8 exons.